Pediculus humanus corporis (human body louse) is the source of this 786-nucleotide messenger RNA. Its product is annotated as ankyrin repeat domain-containing protein, putative. Bases 1 to 786 code for a protein of 261 amino acids. NCBI's taxonomy places the organism in Eukaryota, Metazoa, Arthropoda, Insecta, Psocodea, Pediculidae. The transcript is spliced from 4 exons. Gene Ontology annotation, molecular function: protein binding. The record is from RefSeq and is a predicted model, not a curated record.
AUGGGAAAAAUAGACAGAGUUAAACAAGCAAUUAAUAAUGGAGCUAACGUUAAUCGUACUUUCGACGAACAAACGAUAUUAAUGAUGGCCAUCGAAAGAAGAAAUAUCGAAUUGAUUAAAUUUUUAUUAACAGUACCGAAUAUAAAUAUUAAUAUUCAAAACGAAUCCGGUUUUACAGCACUCAUAAUAGCCGUACAAUAUUUGGCAAUAAACAUAGCCGAAAUUCUUUUGAGUAAAAAUGCUAAUGUUAAUAUAUCUGAUAAUCAAGGUAGAACUUCACUUCAUUAUGCACUUUUUCAAAAAUCAUCACCCAUGGUUAAACUUCUUCUUGAUUAUGAUGCUGACUACGAAUCCCCGGAUAUUUACGGUGAAAGACCCAUUUACACGGCUGUUGUUAAAAAACCCGAUUUGCAAUGUUUGAAAAUCCUUCUUGAAAAAGGAGCUAAAAUAGAUAUUAUUAAUAUCAGCGGUUAUCCACUCAUAUCGAGAGCAAUGUUAAAUUUUACUUAUUUUUCAAUUAUUGAAACCUUAGUCGAAUAUGGAGCAUCUGUCGAUUCGAUGGAUAUUUAUUCUGGAAAAACACCUUUGCACAUUGUCGCAAUGAUAAACGAUUUAAAAAUGGCCAAGUUUUUAUUAGAAAAAGGAGCAAAUCCGAAUUUAAAAUCAUUUUAUAAUUUUACUCCUUAUGAGGAAGCAAUUUUUCAUAAAAGUCUUGAAGUUGCCAAAUGUUUAUUCGAUGUUACAAAAGGUGCUAACUUGAAAGCUCUUAGAAUGUUGGAACAAUAA